This is a messenger RNA of Arvicola amphibius (Eurasian water vole), 843 nucleotides long. Its product is annotated as acylcarnitine hydrolase-like. The coding region runs from base 1 to 843 and encodes 280 amino acids. Gene Ontology annotation, molecular function: carboxylic ester hydrolase activity. The transcript has 6 exons. NCBI's taxonomy places the organism in Eukaryota, Metazoa, Chordata, Mammalia, Rodentia, Cricetidae. The record is from RefSeq and is a predicted model, not a curated record. Gene Ontology annotation, cellular component: intracellular membrane-bounded organelle.
AUGACUUCUUGUUUGGGCUAUUUUAAUCAAGCCGUCCUGCACGUCUUCAAACAAGACUUUGAGCUGGGCACGGUGGCGCACGAUUUUAAUCCAAGCGCUCAGGAGGCAAAGGCAAGUGAAUCUCUCUUCAGGAUCAUCCCUGCUGUGGCGGAUGGGGAGUUGUUUCCCAGGCAUCCUGAGAAGCUGUUUGUCUCUGCUGAUUUUCGACCUGCCCCCAGCAUCAUAGGUAUCACCAAUGAUGAGUAUAGCUGGGACAACCCAAUGUUUCUGUAUAAUUAUUCGGAUAUGGGUGCCCAGCAAACGAAAGAACAGCCUCUCAGUCUCCGUUUACAGAGCAUGACACCUCUUCCAUGCCCAGAUAAGGAAAGUGAGGUAAUGAUGCUCCAGGACUUCCUCAAACUCCUCAAAGGCCAUGAUAUAACCAAGGCCUUUCCCGAGGCUCAUGCUUCAGCCUUGGAGUCUUCAAUCCCAUACACUGCCAGCCAUUGUGACAACAUUAGGUCCCUUUGCCCUUGUCUAUUCCAACACCCACCCAACUUCUUCAAAGAUGUUAGGCCACCCUAUAUGAAGGCCAGCCAUGGUGAUGACAUUUUCUUUGUCUUUGGAUUCUCAUUCUGGGGCAGCAAAUUUGACUUCACUGAUGAGAUGCGGCUACUGAACAGAAGGAUGACGAAGUACUGGUCCAACUUUGCAAGACAUGGGAACCCCAACAGCAUGGACCUGCCCCACAGGCCUGUGUUUAACCAGGAUGAACUGUACCUGCAGCUGGACGUCCAGCCUACUGUGGGGCUAUGCUCUAAAGGCCAACAGGACGCAGUUCUGGACCAAGAGUCUGCCCCAUAA